This is a messenger RNA of Neocloeon triangulifer, 5512 nucleotides long. RefSeq names its product unconventional myosin-Ia-like. The record is from RefSeq and is a predicted model, not a curated record. Gene Ontology annotation, cellular component: vesicle; cytoplasm; plasma membrane. Gene Ontology annotation, molecular function: microfilament motor activity; ATP binding; actin filament binding. NCBI's taxonomy places the organism in Eukaryota, Metazoa, Arthropoda, Insecta, Ephemeroptera, Baetidae. The transcript has 28 exons. Bases 491 to 4144 code for a protein of 1217 amino acids. Gene Ontology annotation, biological process: vesicle transport along actin filament; actin filament organization.
ACGAAGAAGUAGCGAGCAAGCAGGGGCCGCACCGCGAUUCGGCUGGCGACUGACUUGGCACGGGAAAUUAAUUCGGCGGCCGAAUAAAGAAGCGAGUCGGCAGGCGUUCGGAAAUCAGGCCAGCGUGUGCCGUGCUGGCGAAUCGAUACGCGGGGGGCGGCGGAGGCGGCAGCACUCGCUCUCUCUCUUUCUCUCUCUCGCUCCGACCGCUGCUUCUGCUCAGUGUGUGUGCACCCGCGAGACACGAAACGCCCCUCGCUGCGCUCAGCUCGCUCGCUCGCUCUCUCUCUCUCGCUGUAUUAUUUAUUUAUUUUUGUAAAAAUGCACUGGAGAAAGUUGGACAGUUGCUGCUGAUCGUGGUCGUCCGUCGCCUUGCAUGGAUUUCACCUCCAGCUAGACGCCGCGAAUCGGAAUCUCGGAGCAGCAGCCCUGGCGUGACUCAGGAAGGGGCUGCAGACACCGGUCUCGUGGCCGACCCCUUGAGGAGGGAAUGUCCUCUGGUGGCGUCCCAUCGGCUGCUGCUACGAGCUCCUCGCAAUGUUGCGGCCAGCACGGGUCACGUGGUCAUUCCGCACGGCGAGCCCCACCCCUAGCGAUCCACGAGCAGGAGGUAGGGGUCGCGGACACCCUCCAACUCGAGCCCCUCACCGAGGAGGCCUUCGUCGCCAACCUGCAGCAGAGAUUCAAGAGGGACCUGAUUUACACGAGCGCUGGAGAUGUUUUGGUAUCGGUCAACCCCUACAAGAAGCUGGCCCUCUACUCGCUCGAUGUGGUCGAAGCCUACAGGACCAAGGCUCUGCUCUCGCACCUACCACCGCACAUAUUUGCACUUGCGGACAAAGCGCACUGGAACCUGCGGGAGCGCAACGAGGAACAGUGCGUGGUCGUGUCCGGAGAAAGUGGUUCAGGCAAAACGGAGGCGGCGCGCAUUGUGCUGCAGUACGUGACCGUGGCCGGCUCGGGGCCCACGGGAGCCCAACAGGACCCUUCGCUCGCCCCCAUCAAACAAGUCCGAGACCGACUGCUGCAGGCGGGACCUCUUUUAGAAGCUUUCGGAAAUGCAAAGACUCACAAAAACGACAACUCGUCCAGAUUCGGCAAAUAUUUGGACGUCGAGUUUGACUUUAAGGGAGACCCCGUGGGAGGCACAUUCACGAGUUAUCUUUUGGAAAAGUCUCGCGUCACAAGGCAACUAGCGGGCGAAAGAAAUUUUCACAUUUUCUAUCAACUUCUCACUGGUGCAGAUAUUCAACUGCUCAAAUCUCUCAAACUCCAUCGCAAUAUUGACAAUUAUGCAUUUCUUAGACCUAGUAGACCUCUUAGUAUGGAAACAAUAGACGACAAAAGGGAUUUUCAAGUAACAAAAAAAGCCUUAGAAACACUAGGGUUCUCUGCCGAAGACGUGGUGCAAAUUUUCAAGGUGGUGGCGUCGGUGCUGAAGUUGGGAAACAUCGGGUUCACGCCGACGAGCAACAUAGACGGCACCGAAGGGUGCACCGUGACAAACGACUAUGAACUAUUUGAAGUUUGCGGGCUGCUCGGCACGAACCCCAUGGAGCUCACCUCAGCACUUACUCAACGCACAAUCCUCGCUGGGCCGGUUCUCGACUCGCCCUCGACCAACCCCGCGCCGCCUCCGCCGCCCCCGUGCGGCUCCCUCAGAGGGGUCAAGUCGGGGGGCUGCUCGUCGUCGGUGGCUGGCACACCGCCCUCGUUUGUGCCUUCGUCUUCCAUGUCCUCCACAGGUAGCAGAGAUGUGUAUGAAGUUUGUGAAAUGUUACAACACUCGACGCUGGCCCGACUGACGCUUGCUGAUGAGCGGGGCAGUUCUUCAACGGCGGGCGAGUUAGUCGUUGCCGACCUGAGCGCCUCUGAGGCCACCGCGUCCAGGGACAUUUUGUGUAGGGCCCUUUAUUCAAGGCUGUUCGCGUGGCUCGUCAAGCAAGUCAAUGAUGCCACGCGGGUGCGAAAAUACGGAAAGAGAAAGGUGCUGGGCAUCAUGGACAUUUACGGCUUUGAAGUUUUUGACCAGAACAACUUUGAGCAGUUCAUCAUCAACUUUUGCAACGAAAAACUGCAGCAGGCUGUGGCCGAAUGCACGCUGCGGUUGCGCCAGGACGAAAUGCUCAGGGAAGGCAUCGAGUGGACGCCGGUCGACUUCUUCAACAACACACCUGUCUGCGAGCUGAUUGAGAAAAACAACCACGGGAUUCUGGCUGUGCUGGACGAGGAGAGUCAGCGAGGAGGACCUGGCGGGGACGAAUCCUUCCUGGCCAGGUUGUGUCACACCUGCGGGUCAAGUGCUUACUUUGAGACGCGGAAUUGCGCGCCACACUCGGCGCCAACAGAUUUGCCUUGCAACACCAGUGUUCCUCCAAAUUGUUUUAGAUUGCGUCAUUAUGCUGGGACUGUGACCUACAACGUGGCUGGCUUUGUAGAAAAGAACAACGACACGCUUCCUCUUGACCUGUCUCUCGCCAUGUUUCGUUGCGAACAUCCAUUGCUCAAAAACCUCUUUCCCGAGGGAAACCCAAAGAGGACAACGCUGAAACGGGCAGCGUCGGCGGGCACGCAGUUCAAGAUCUCGGUGGGCGCGCUGAUGGGCAACCUGCAGAGCAAAACGCCGCACUUCAUCCGCUGCAUCAAACCCAACGAGCUCAAGCAGCCGCGCAUUUUCGAGAACGCCCUCGUCCAGCACCAAGUUAGAUAUUUAUGUCUGGUGCAGACAAUCAAGGUGAGGAAGACCAGUUUUGCGCACAGCGAGAGCUACGAAAGCUUCCUGCACCGCUAUAAAAUGCUGUCGCCGCACACUUGGCCCUGCUGGCGAGGGUCUGCCGUCGAGGGCGCCUCCUACCUUCUCAGAGACCUGCCACUUUCGUCGCCGCACUUUGCUUUUGGCCGGACCAAAAUCUUCAUACGCAGCGAAAGAACGGUGUCGGAACUGGAGGAAUUUCGACGGCAGCGGCUAGAAGACCUGGCCGCGUCGGUGCAAAAGAUGUGGCGCGGCUACCGCUGCCGGCAACGCUACCUGCUCAUGCGGCAAAGCCAAAUCGUGAUCGCGUCCGCGUGGAGGUCGUGGAGGGUGAGGGUUACGGUUUAUGAGUGGCAGAUCGGCAAAACGCGCCUCUUCAAAGGCAAAAAGAACCUUUUCUGUCUCUAUCGAGUGGCGAGAGAGGAGUACCGCGAGCUGAAGCGGCGGAAACAGAUCGAGUGGGCCGUUCAAGUGAUCCAAACGCACUACCUCCAGUGGAGAAGGAGACAGUAUUUGCAGAGACUUUGCGUCAGUUUACCUUCCGAUUCGCCCGUUUGCCGUGAAUGGCCGAUGGCUGCAAAACGACUUGCGGACGCCAAUCUCAUGCUGCGCAGAAUGCACCACAAAUGGAGGUGCCACAAAUACCGACUGAAAUUUGAUCAGACUGCCCGCAACAGAAUGAGAGAGAAAGUCACGGCGAGCAUAAUUUUCAAAGACCGGAAGGCCUCCUAUCCCAGAAGUGUGUCACACCCGUUUCUCGGCGACUACGUGAGACUGCGUCAAAACGUGCAGUGGAAAAAGAUUUGCGUGGAAACCAACGACCAGUACGUGGUGUUUGCGGACAUCAUUAACAAGAUCACCAGGUCGAGUGGCAAGUUUGUGCCUAUUUUGUUUGUCCUGUCGACAAGUUCGAUGCUGAUUUUGGACCAGCGGACGCUGCAGAUUAAGUACAGGGUGCCCGCCACCGAGAUUUAUAGACUUUCGCUCAGCCCGUAUCUAGACGACGUUGCAAUUUUCCACAUCAAAGCCAGUUGCGAGUUGCCGAAUUUGGCCCACGAGGCCGGGUGCAGCGACUGCAGUAGAGCGGGGGGCUCGAGUCCUCUGCAGGGCGCCGAACACGCGACUGGUUGUCUUUUUCAGAGCGACCUCGGCAAGAAAAAGGGCGACUUCGUCUUCCACACCGGCCACGUCAUCGAGAUUGUCACCAAGCUGUUCCUCGUCGUGCAAAACGCCGUCGGCAAACCGCCCGAAGUCAACAUCAACACUGAGUUUGAGGCAAACUUUGGCUCGCAGUCAGUGAUGUUCUCCUUUAAAUGUGCCGGCCUACCGGAAGUUCAGCCUGGACAGAUAAAGAUUAUGCGGAAAGGCAGCCGAAUGGAAGUUCUUGUUUGAGGCCCAAAAGCGAAAACGGGAGGAAAUAUACUGAUUUUUACCAAAAUCUUACAGUCCUUGGAAUUUUAGUCUUGAAGACGAGUGCGCCCUAUAAUUGAAGAAAUUUGAAAAUUCUAGUGCAAUAUUUAUUCAAGUUUUUAAAAAGUGACGUUCUAAUCUAUUCACCGGAAUUGUGAUAGAAAAAAAUGCCAAAGUUCUGGAUGUGCCAAAAAGCAGAUUAUUUGGAAGCCAGAUUGAUUCUCAUGGACUGGUUUUGCAGCUCCGACAGUUUCCUACAAAUACAUAUCUCAUUGUAAAUAACCGGACGUUGAGAGAUGAAUAUUAAAAUUCAAAUUCAGAAAAUUGCAUUUCUACGUCAGAAGAAAAGAGACUUCGAACAGUUGGAAGUGAAGAUGCAAAAAAAGCGUGUGGUGUGGACACAAUUAUAACUGUUGUAACGGGAAGAAAAUCUAAAUGGAGAAUAUUUAAAUGUUCGCGUUGUUAAAAAGUUGAAGAUUUUUGCUACGACACAAGUUUUAAGUGAAUAAAUAAAUGUACAUAUAAGAAAAUAAUUCCUCGAAAUAUUAAAGAAAAUUAAAUUGUGUGAGGUGGUAAUAAUUAUAUAUUGCAACUUAAUUAGAUGAGAGAUUUAAGCGGUUAUUAAUUAAUAUAUAAAAAAACACAAGUUUUAAAAUUUGAAUUUGUGUCCCUUGUGACCAAAAAUUCUAUUAAAAAGAUCAACACACAGACUUUGUGAUUUAAACCUUGAGAAAGUAUUGCAAUAACGACGGUAAUUUAUUACGAGAGACAUUCUUAGGCCGUUUUAGGCACAGGUUCUUUAAAAUUAUGUGAGUGGAGUUAGCUUCCGGAAAAAAACGACAAAAAAAAUCAGCAAAUUUCCCAAAAGCAAAAAAUGUUGAAAGAUUUUUGAGAAAAUGCAAUACACAGCAGUAUGCACAAUGAGUGCAGUUUACUUGUAGAGAGACAAAGAUUUUAAAAAUUUAAAACAAUAUGCUGCAGCAGUUUUUUUUAAAGACGACUAUAUUGGGAAGCAAAAAACUGUAAUAAUUAUAAGUUACUAUGUGCAUGCGUGAAUGUGUUAGUGUGGAAGAGUGUAAUGAUUGUUUUUGUCAGCUCAUUUUAUUUUCUGGAAGGAGGAGUGCCAAAUUUUUUGGAACUAUUAAAAUUUUGAGACACCAAUGAAGAGCAAAAAAUGUGCCAAGAAAUUUAUCGAAAUUAUUUUUGUUGUGGUUUUAGAUAAUUGCUUUUCACAGUCAUUUUUUAAUUCUUUAUGUGACACAGUAAUCGUGAAAAAAAUGUGCUGUACAUAUAUUUGAAAUUCACGAAUGAAAUAAAUGCUGGCACGUUUUAUAUAAAUAAAAAUUGAGA